Messenger RNA from Alexandromys fortis (reed vole), 588 nucleotides. RefSeq names its product lipocalin 1-like. Gene Ontology annotation, molecular function: small molecule binding. The coding region runs from base 1 to 588 and encodes 195 amino acids. The transcript is spliced from 5 exons. NCBI's taxonomy places the organism in Eukaryota, Metazoa, Chordata, Mammalia, Rodentia, Cricetidae. The record is from RefSeq and is a predicted model, not a curated record.
AUGACACUCAUGAGGGCAUGGCUGCUGUUCAUGGCCUUCAACAUAGAUCUGGCCCAGAAGAAUCUGGAAGAGGUGCCAGUGCAGCCCGAAUUUGAUGCACAUAAGGUGGAAGGACGUUGGUUUACCAUCCAGCUGGCCACUAGCCACAGGGACCUGGUCUUGCCCACUGACCCCCUGAGACUUUCCCUCCACUCCAUUCAGACAAGAGACAGCGGGGAUGUGGACUUUGUGCUGUUUGAGAAAGGAGAGGGGAUAUGCUCAGGGAUCAAUGUCACUGUCAAUCCAGCGGGGCUCCCGGGCCAGUACCAAGGAACAUUUGAGGGAGGCAGCAUGCAUGUCCAUUUCGUCAGCACCGACUACAACAACCUCAUUCUUUACGUACGCUUUGAGGACAACGAGGUCACAAACCUGUGGACACUCCUAGCCAGAAGAAUGCUUGAGGACCCUACCUGGCUAGGGAAAUACCUGGUGUUUGUAGAGAAAUUCCACCUUCAAAAGGCCCCCAUCUUCAACAUCGCUGGUAAGAGCUGCCCUCCAGCUGCUCCUCAGCUGUUUAAGGAGGUCCUCUCUUUCUCAUCCAUCUCAUGA